ACAGGAACAACUUCGAAAUCCACAUCGCCAGUAACAAGUAGCCCGCAGAAAGCUACGAGAGUUGAAGACUCCUAGACAAGCCCUGCCAGCAUCUCAGUGGCUUUCUCUUGUCUGAUUAGUGCAAACGACUUCUUCAAGGACUUGGCCUCGUAUUUGUCUCUAGGCCUUUCGAUAGACUAUCACCGUGUUAUUAAAUUAUACAAGUGCACAUCAAUCAGCUGAGCACGGCGUAAGACAGCGCGGAAAUCUAGAGAAGCUGUUCCUCUCAUUGCUAACCCAUGUCUUUAUUUCGGCGUCCUCGUUUUCUCCUCUGGCUCUGCCUCAAUGUCUUUUUCGUUGUUGACAUUGUGCUAAACAGUGGCUGGAUCACUACGAAAAGUCAUCAGCUUAAUCCUGUCGACGCCUCUUCAGCCACUUUCACUCAGUCACGUUCUUCAUUAGGGGAUGUGAACGAUGAAAUCCGAUUGCUGUGUUGGAUUCCAUCGGCAUUCAGCACAUCCAACAGCCAUGCACAAAACGUCAUCCGAGAGACGUGGGGCAAACGGUGUGAUAAACUAUUGUUUGUUUACGCGAAUGGUGCUCAAUCAAAACAAGUGAAUGAGACAGAUGAUGCUGGAGUUAUCCGGAUAUUUAGAAGGACAACAUCUGAGGUGUUACAAUAUUUCUACGACCACCAUCUCAGUGAUUCGCAUUGGUUUCUUAAAGCUAACGAAAAGACUUACGUAGUGGUGGAACAACUGAAAGCGAUGUUGCCCGUUCAAAAUACUGGAACACCGUUUUAUUUGGCUGCCAACGAUAAGGAGCAUCCAUCGAUUAUUGGUGACGUGUAUAUAUUGAACAGAGAAGCCAUCCGCCGUUUAGUGCAUCACUUCCGUCAUCCCUACGUCCACCUGUCCUCUAAUGAAGCCGAUUGUAAAAAGUGGGCCCAUUUUCGGACUUCAGGUAAGAGUAGUGAUGCGUCGUCAACCUCCUUAAAUCGCGAGUGCCUAGUUCGAUUGAGUAUCGUUUCAUACAACACAAGAGACGAAAGAGGCUGUGAACGCUUUCUAUCCAACCGCCUUGCUACCGAGUUAGCUAAUCAUCAAAAUUCGGUACAUUCUGGAGACCGGUGCAUUUCGAAGACUGCGUUUAUCUUCCGAGAAGUUGAAACUAAUCAGUUUCAUGUUUUCGAACACAUGCUCUAUCGGCUUAAAAUUUCGCUGUAAUGUUUUAAGGCAGUGACUAACGUGGCGCGGUAGGUGUUGUUUGAAUAACACGUCUGCCGAACACAAAUUAUUGUGCGGAUUACAAGCAUAUUGAACUCGUCGUCCUCGAUUGAAAGUGGUAAUCAACUAUGUGGAUAGAAAAAGGACAAAGAAAAAAUGUUGUCUUGAAAAUUCCAUAAACAGUGAAUGUGAUCUUUAGUGUCUGGUUGGCAAAUGAGUAAGGCCCGCCUCUUGUUGAGAAGCAAAUACGCAACGCUGUUGAAAAUGGUUACUCGACUGCAAGCUAUUCAAGAUUAGCAGGUGAGGUACGAGCUGAGCAACUUCUGUCUUCCUAAUGCGAAGAGAAACGUUUACAGAGAGAAAAAGUGGAUAUGAGACUGCCUGUCCCUUAAAAAUCCCUAAUCCAUUUCCCCCACUCACUUUCAGUUCCUUUAUUGUUUUAAAUCUGCCCCGUAAUUGUACCAGUUUUCAAGGGGUACUCUAUUACAAUGCGAUUCUCUCGCCUUCUUAUUCGUCAUGGUCGACUAUCACGAUUAUCUCAAGUUCUAUUACCUGCCUUGACAUUGUUCAUCCUCUACAUUCUCGCCUUUUUAACGUCGGAAUUGUUUGUAGCAAUACAUCAACGCUUUGAAGCGCCAGUACACAAGGCCGAUUCAUUGGAGCUUCUGCUUUCCGAACUUUCUCGGUCACAACGACCGGAGCCAUUUAAUACUGAAGAACUCCCAAUCAAGUACAACUUGAUGGAAGAAACGUUUGGCCGGAAAUGGGCCAAAACACCGGAAGAGGAAUACGGGUCUGCCCGUGAUUGCACCGUAGAAUACGCCAACAAGAAUAAACUGCAACAGGAUCAUCCGUGCGUCAUUCGCCUCAUUCGGCGUGAUUAUCUUCGCAAACCGGCACCUCAGCAUGUUCCUUAUCGACUAGAGGUGCCAGAAUCGGCUGAUCCAUCUAACGGACAAGCUCAAGCAAUCCUACGAAUUUUGCAGAAUAAAACCAACGGUUUCUUCGUUGAUUGUAGAGGUUACGAUGGCGAAUUUCUCUCAAACAGCUUGUACAUGGAGAGGUCACUAAACUGGACGGGGUUGGUGAUUGAAGCUGAUAAACUGGCGUUUAAUCAGCUCACAAGUCGUAAUCGAAAAGCUUACACUUCACCCGUUUGCCUUAGUACCAAACCCUACCCUAUGGAAGUUGUUUACAAUGCUACUAUAGGUACCAUGAGUUUCAUCGCUGAGGGAAAUAAGGAUGUGCAGCAUAAGAAGUCUGAUCUAACGGACAACAACGAUGAAACAUCUAUUAAGAAAGACACGGCCGACAUUUACAAUAUGCAAUGUUUCCCGUUGUAUUCGUUGCUGAUCGCCAUUGGCAGAACUCAGGUGGACUAUUUCAGUCUGGACGUCGAAGGUGCCGAAUACAAAAUACUAAAGACCAUACCUUGGACAAAGGUUGACAUCAAGACAUUGACAGUGGAAUGGAAUCACGUCCCUGAAGGAGAAGAAGGAAUAACACGUCUGAUGGAGAGCAAUAAAUUCAUCAAGUUUGGUCUCUUUUCCAUGCGAUUCUCCCGCCACGUAGUCUACGUCAAAGAUUUCCUCGAUGACUUAAGAGACUACGAGGACGAGUGAAACUGGAAUGGCCUGCGCCUACGUAACUGUAGUGACAAGGAGAAGAGUAAAAUGGAAUAAAGACCAAUUGUUACAGCGCUGAUCAAAUUCAAUUGACCGCAGGUUACCCUUGCCAACGAAGCACAAACAGAUAAUUACAGUUUGAUUUCUGAACGCUUUUGGCAAGGUUAUUUCAUCUUUUUGGGUAUUUGAACCCCUCGAUCAGUAAAAACCCGGGGCGUAAUUUACUUCCGCCAUGGAAUGCCAGUAGUCUCCAGAACAUCAGUGAGAAAGGUUGUAUCUCUUUUAUAAAAAGAAAAUUUACCUGAGGCUCUUUAUCGUUGUGAUUAUGGUUACAAUCACGCAUCGUAACAAUCUCGGCAGGUCUAAAUACAGGAGAGCUGAGAGUGACAAGAACGUGGCGCGUUUACGUCAUUAAACACAAUGCGAAUCUCUAUUCGAACGUUUCGGUUUUAUCUGCUGCCUCGUUUCGUUCUCCUUUGCAUAUUUUCGUGCCUCCUCUACGUCUUCAGGUUAGUGAUGGUGGAUUCGAUCUAUGAAGCAUGCAAAUCAAUCGCUGUGGCGCAACAACAGGUUUAUGCUACGCAUCUUCCAGUCAAAGCUGCAACAGAACUUCCGCAUAAACACAAUUUAAUGGAAGAAACGUAUGGAAGAAUAUGGGCUAAAACACCAGACAAAUAUUUAUCUUCUAUUAAUUGCA
Molecule: messenger RNA, 3527 nt
Organism: Daphnia carinata
Lineage: Eukaryota; Metazoa; Arthropoda; Branchiopoda; Diplostraca; Daphniidae
Exons: 12
Coding region: 1694-2827 (377 amino acids)
Molecular function (GO): S-adenosylmethionine-dependent methyltransferase activity
Source: RefSeq, a predicted model, not a curated record